UCCUUCUCCGUUUCGGCUGGAGGUGCCAGGACCCCCGGCCGCAGCCUCCCCUCCCCCGCCGCUCGCGUCCCUUCUCAUCCGGCCCUCCCCUCCCCCGCCGCGGCCGGCACAGCCAAUCCCCCGAGCGGCCGCCAACAUGCUCUUUGAGGGCUUGGAGCUGGUGUCGGCGCUGGCCACCCUCGCCGCGUGCCUGGUGUCGGUGACGCUGCUGCUGGCCGUGUCGCAGCAGCUGUGGCAGCUGCGCUGGGCGGCCACCCGCGACAAGAGCUGCAAGCUGCCCAUCCCCAAGGGCUCCAUGGGCUUCCCGCUCAUCGGAGAGACCGGCCACUGGCUGCUACAGGGUUCCGGCUUCCAGUCGUCGCGGAGGGAGAAGUACGGCAACGUGUUCAAAACGCACUUGCUGGGGCGGCCGCUGAUCCGCGUGACAGGCGCAGAAAACGUGCGCAAGAUCCUCAUGGGCGAACACCACCUCGUGAGCACUGAGUGGCCACGCAGCACGCGCAUGCUGCUGGGCCCGAACACGGUGGCCAACUCCAUCGGCGACAUCCACCGCAACAAGCGCAAGGUCUUCUCCAAGAUCUUCAGUCACGAGGCCCUGCAGAGCUACCUGCCCAAGAUCCAGCUGGUGAUCCAGGACACACUUCGUGCCUGGAGCAGCCACCCCGAGGCCAUCAACGUGUACCAGGAGACGCAGAAGCUCACCUUCCGCAUGGCCAUCCGUGUGCUUCUGGGCUUCAGCAUCCCUGAAGAGGACCUUGGCCACCUCUUCGAAGUCUACCAGCAGUUUGUGGAGAACGUCUUCUCCCUGCCCGUCGACUUGCCUUUCAGCGGUUACCGGCGGGGCAUUCAGGCACGGCAGAUCUUGCAGAAGGGCCUGGAAAAGGCGAUCCGGGAGAAGCUACAGUGCACCCAGGGCAAGGACUACUCGGACGCACUGGACAUCCUCAUUGAGAGCAGCAAGGAGCAUGGCAAGGAGAUGACCAUGCAGGAGCUGAAGGACGGGACCCUGGAGCUGAUCUUCGCAGCCUACGCCACCACGGCCAGCGCCAGCACGUCGCUCAUCAUGCAGCUGCUGAAGCACCCCGCCGUGCUGGAGAAGCUGCGCGAGGAGCUGCGGGCCCAGGGCAUCCUGCACAGCGGCGGCUGCCCUUGCGAGGGCACGCUGCGCCUCGACACUCUCAGCGGGCUCCACUACCUGGACUGUGUCAUCAAGGAGGUCAUGCGCCUUUUCACACCCAUUUCUGGUGGCUACCGUACCGUGCUGCAGACCUUCGAGCUCGAUGGUUUCCAGAUCCCCAAAGGCUGGAGUGUCAUGUACAGCAUCCGGGACACCCAUGACACGGCACCCGUGUUCAAGGACGUGAACGUGUUCGAUCCGGACCGCUUUGGUCAGGCCCGGAGUGAAGACAAGGAUGGCCGCUUCCAUUACCUCCCGUUCGGAGGCGGAGUCCGCACCUGCCUGGGCAAGCAUCUGGCCAAGCUGUUCCUGAAGGUUCUGGCAGUAGAGCUGGCCAGCACGAGCCGCUUUGAGCUGGCCACCCGGACCUUCCCCCGCAUCACCUUGGUCCCUGUCCUGCACCCCGUGGAUGGCCUCAGUGUCAAGUUCUUUGGCCUGGACUCUAACCAGAACAAGAUCCUGCCAGAGACGGAGGCCAUGCUGAGUGCCACAGUCUAACUGCGCCUAGCCUGUACCCCCA
Messenger RNA from Callorhinus ursinus (northern fur seal), 1697 nucleotides. RefSeq names its product cytochrome P450 family 26 subfamily B member 1 (gene CYP26B1). Lineage: Eukaryota; Metazoa; Chordata; Mammalia; Carnivora; Otariidae. Gene Ontology annotation, molecular function: oxidoreductase activity, acting on paired donors, with incorporation or reduction of molecular oxygen; monooxygenase activity; iron ion binding. The record is from RefSeq and is a predicted model, not a curated record. Gene Ontology annotation, biological process: sterol metabolic process.